AUGUCUACCAGCACGAUAGACAAGUCGCUACCCGCUGAAGGUAGGGACAAGCCUGCUCCCUACAAGAAACCCAUCUUUCUCGCCACAGAGAUCCGUCUCGCCGCGAAGAUCGACUUCGCCGCAACGAUCUCCUCCGCCAAGAAAGGACGAGAGCCCCCUCCGUCCGCACCACGCCGCUCGAGAAAAUCUUCCUCGAGCGACAAACCCCGCAGCUCGAAGAAAUCCUCCUCGAGCGAGAAGAUCCUCAAACUCAUGGAGAAUCUCGUCAAGCCACUCGCCGACGGUUUCGAGUCAAUGCGAGCACAGCAGAAAAAGACUCAGGAACAGGUGGAAGCCCUAGCACGAGAAGACGAUGAAGAUCCGUCAAGUCCCACUGACGGAACAACCCCGUCCGCGCACUUCAGGCGACUUACCACCCAAGAACUCGAACGGAUGAAUCGUCGCCUCGACGAGGUCGAUUCGAAAGUUCAUCGCGCCACCAGCUCAGCUCCGGAAUUGACGAAAGCACUCGCCGACACCCGAAGAAGCCCGCUCACCCGCAGGCUCCGCCAGAUUGAGCUACACGAAAGAGUUCGACUCAAAAUCGACUCUUACACCGGCGAAGAAGACCCCAAGAAGUGGCUAACCGCGUUCAACCUCGCCAUGAGGAGGGAGAAAUACAAAUCUUACGAUGAAAGGGAGGCCAACUACUGUCGUCGAGCACAUGGCGAAAGAUGCCUUGACCUGGUUCUCUAA
Molecule: messenger RNA, 735 nt
Organism: Microthlaspi erraticum
Lineage: Eukaryota; Viridiplantae; Streptophyta; Magnoliopsida; Brassicales; Brassicaceae
Source: the annotation of a GenBank genome assembly